AGCUAAAUGUGAAUCUACAAAUUUCUCCCUCCCAUUGCCCAAUCUCUGCCCUGCCUCCCUCCGUCUCCGAUCGGCUUCCUUUCCUCACCCCUCCAUUUUUUCUUCUCUGUAAAUCUUAACUCUCUUCUGCAGACAAAGAGAAACAUAUAUAUACACAUAUACAUAUCGACGACGCGCUGUUUACCAAGCUGCUGCUGCUGUUGAUUGAAAAUAAUUCCGUCGGAGAACCAGCUUACUUGAUUGAGGGGAAACAAAAAAAGGGAUGGAUUUGAACCAGUGGAUAACGAAUGUCAAAGAGGGCCAACACUUGUCUGAAGAUCAGCUUCAACUCCUCUGCGAAUACGUAAAGGAGAUCUUGAUCGAGGAGUCAAAUGUUCAGCCUGUCAAUAGUCCGGUGACAGUUUGUGGGGAUAUCCAUGGACAGUUCCAUGAUUUAAUGAAACUUUUCCAGACCGGAGGUCAUGUACCAGAGACAAAUUACAUAUUCAUGGGAGAUUUUGUUGAUCGUGGUUAUAAUAGUCUAGAAGUUUUCACCAUUCUUUUGCUUCUCAAAGCAAGAUACCCAGCUAACAUUACUCUUCUACGUGGAAAUCACGAAAGCAGGCAACUAACACAGGUUUAUGGAUUUUAUGAUGAGUGCCAGAGGAAAUAUGGCAAUGCCAACGCUUGGCGAUACUGCACAGAUGUUUUCGACUAUCUAACUUUGUCGGCAAUUAUAGAUGGGACGGUACUAUGUGUGCAUGGUGGCCUAUCCCCAGAUGUUAGAAGUAUUGAUCAGAUGCGCGUCAUCGAUCGAAACUGUGAAAUCCCGCAUGAAGGGCCCUUCUGUGAUUUAAUGUGGAGUGACCCUGAAGAUAUUGAAACCUGGGCAGUCAGUCCUCGAGGUGCAGGCUGGCUUUUUGGUUCCAGAGUUACAUCCGAGUUCAAUCAUAUUAAUAAACUCGAUCUAGUUUGCCGGGCCCAUCAACUUGUCCAAGAGGGUCUAAAGUACAUGUUUCAAGAUAAAGGGCUUGUGACUGUUUGGUCUGCACCAAAUUACUGUUACCGAUGUGGAAACGUUGCUUCGAUAUUGAGCUUCAACGAAAAUAUGGAGAGAGAAGUGAAGUUUUUCACGGAGACAGAGGAGAACAACCAAAUGCGAGGACCGAGAACUGGAGUACCGUAUUUUCUUUGAGUAAAAUUGUUUUGUGUUCAAGAAAUCGAAAGAUAAUUUGGUUCUUGUUUCUGCUAUGCUACUUCAAGUAGGGGUGAAAAAUGAAGAAAGAAAUAUUUGCAUGGAGGAACACCUUAAUUUUUUUUUAAUGUAGUGUAAUGUAUUUUUCUUUUAAAUGUUAUUUUCAUUGUUUCGAUUAUUGAUAUAAAUUAAAGUUUCAUUGAUAAUUGAUUGUAUUAAUGGAAUUUACUUGCACAGAUAAAUAUGCAAGUUGUGGUUUUGCUUA
Messenger RNA from Erythranthe guttata (spotted monkey flower), 1439 nucleotides. Its product is annotated as phytochrome-associated serine/threonine-protein phosphatase. Gene Ontology annotation, molecular function: protein serine/threonine phosphatase activity. The record is from RefSeq and is a predicted model, not a curated record. Lineage: Eukaryota; Viridiplantae; Streptophyta; Magnoliopsida; Lamiales; Phrymaceae.